ACAAAUUGACAGGCCAAUAAGAGCUUUUAUCAUUUGCCUAUUCCCCUCUUUCUUCUCUGUUACCCUAAUUUCGUGGGGCUUGUUGGCUAUGGCGUACAAUGGCGAUUGCAACAAGGCUUUCGCUGACAGUUACAUGCUGUUGAAGCCAGAAGACGCUCAUUUUUUUGAUCUUCUUCAUGUCUUGUAUUCCCGAAACUUGGCUCAUAGGAAAUUUGUGGAGAGUCACGCCGAUGGCGCUGUUGAGGAAAGCUUCCGCCAUAGAUGGCUCAUAUUUGUCUCCGUCGUACUCCAGAAGAUUUUGAUGCUUCUGGCUAAGCCUCUUGCUUUAUUCGGAUCUUGCGUUGAGACGUUGAUCAACCUCGUCGCUCUCAAUGGUGGCUUAUUCAUGAUCCUAAUUAACUUUCUCUCAGGUCAUCUGGUCAUCCCGAAUCGUACAGCACCAAAUUAUUUGUCUUGCAUUGGAAAUUUGGAUGCGCGAGUAAAGUUGGAUGCUGUCAAGCGUGAAGACAGCAAGUACUAUGUUUCGCUGGCUAUGAUGGCAUCAAAAGCAUCCUAUGAGAAUGCAGCUUACCUUAAAGCUCUAAUCUCAGGUCACUGGAAGAUGGAAUUUGUUGGAUUUUAUGACUGCUGGAAUGAUUUUCAAGGAAAGGCCACAACCCAAGUCUUGAUUGUUUUGGACAAGUACGAGGAUCGGGACACUUAUGUCGUGGCUUUCCGAGGAACAGAACCAUUUGAUGCAGACGCAUGGUGCACCGAUCUUGAUAUCUCAUGGUAUGGGAUUCCUGGGGUUGGAAAAAUGCAUGGUGGCUUUAUGAAAGCCUUAGGACUACAGAAAAAUGUGGGGUGGCCAAAGGAGAUUCAAAGAGAUGAAAAUCUUCCCCCGUUGGCCUACUAUGUUAUUAGGGACAUACUAAGAGAAGGUUUGAGUGAAAAUCCCAAAGCAAAGUUUAUACUAACGGGUCAUAGUUUGGGUGGAGCACUAGCAAUUCUCUACCCCACGAUCAUGUUCUUGCAUGAUGAGAACUUGUUGAUGGAGAGGUUGGAAGGGAUCUACACUUUUGGACAACCAAGAGUUGGAGAUGAAGCAUAUGCACAGUACAUGAGGCAAAAUUUGAAGAAAAAUUCUAUCAGAUAUUGCAGGUUUGUUUAUUGCAAUGAUAUAGUUCCCAGGUUGCCCUACGAUGAUAAGGACUUGCUGUUCAAGCACUUCGGGGUCUGCCUUUUCUUUAACAGGCGCUAUGAACUCAGGGUUCUGGAAGAAGAGCCGAAUAAGAACUAUUUCUCACCAUGGUGUGUGAUACCAAUGAUAUUUAAUGCUAUUUUGGAACUAAUAAGGAGCUUUACCAUUGCCUACAACAAUGGACCUCACUAUAGAGAAGGAUGGUUUCUCUUUGGUUUCAGAAUGGUCGGUUUACUAAUUCCUGGGUUACCUGCUCACGGCCCUCAAGAUUAUAUUAAUUCCACUCUUCUGGGAUCAAUUGAAGGGCAUUUCAAAGCAGAUUAAUUGAUGUGCUUGUCAUGUUACUAUUUGAAAUUAUGUCAGCUUCAAAAAGUAGGUUAAAUUUCGUGCAUGGACAUCACAUAAUUAAUUAGGUCAAUGUGUGAAGUUGUUUAUUUCACUACUGGAAACGACCAAGUCAUUUAGUGUUUUAACUCUUUUGGAAUCUCUGAUUUUCAUGCCCGUCUUUAUGUGUCUGUGAUCCUGGCAUGGGUGAAGUGCAUGUUUGAAUAUAUAUUGAAAUAUAAUAGAAUUACGUUUAUUCAUAG
Abrus precatorius (Indian licorice) is the source of this 1767-nucleotide messenger RNA. RefSeq lists its product as uncharacterized. The record is from RefSeq and is a predicted model, not a curated record. The coding region runs from base 89 to 1504 and encodes 471 amino acids. Gene Ontology annotation, molecular function: triacylglycerol lipase activity. Lineage: Eukaryota; Viridiplantae; Streptophyta; Magnoliopsida; Fabales; Fabaceae. The transcript has 5 exons. Gene Ontology annotation, biological process: lipid metabolic process.